This is a messenger RNA of Phlebotomus papatasi, 1334 nucleotides long. RefSeq names its product juvenile hormone acid O-methyltransferase-like. Bases 32 to 847 code for a protein of 271 amino acids. The record is from RefSeq and is a predicted model, not a curated record. The transcript has 2 exons. NCBI's taxonomy places the organism in Eukaryota, Metazoa, Arthropoda, Insecta, Diptera, Psychodidae.
UUUCUUGCUAUCGGUUAAGAUAGACGUUAAAAUGAACAAUCUCUACAAUUUACGACUUUUCAAGAAAUUCAAUAGAGUUAGAGACUUACACUCAGGCCUAUAUUUUAAGAAGUACGGUCAUCUACUUAAAUGGAAACCUAAUGAAUCGAUUUUGGAUAUUGGCUGUGGAACUGGUGACAUAUCUUACAAGUACAUCUACCCUAUGCUGCCCAAGGACUUUUCCCGAUUUGUCUGCACGGAUAUCUCAAAAACUAUGCUUCAGCAAGCCGAACAGCAAUUCAGUGGCAUUCCCAAAAUGCAAUUUGAUAUUUUGGAUAUAACUGGCGAAGUAGAAGACAAGAAGUGUACUUUUGAUCAUAUAUUCUGUGUGAACUGUCUUAUGUGGAUCAGCAACCAAAGAAAGGCUUUUCAGAAUAUCUAUGACAUGCUAAAGCCUGGUGGAGAAUGUUUUCUGAUCUUUGUGAACAGACAACUUAUUAUAGAAACGGUCUUUCAAUUAUCUGAGAGACCAAAAUGGAAGAAAUUCUUUCCUGAUGUUACUAAAACUUAUCCUUUCCCAUAUAGACUUGAUCCUGAUCCAGUCAAAACUAUUACGGAUAUGAUGAAAUUAAUAGGAUAUGUCAAUACUAAGGUUUACUUAGAAAAGACAAAUUUCGUGUUUCAUAGUGCGGAGGAGUAUUUAGGGUUCAUCACAGCCAUUCCUAAUCCUCUGCCACAGAUGACAUCAGAAGAACAGGAAAAUUAUUUAAAAGAAUCAGUUGAGCUAGCUUACGAGCUGAAUAUCAUCCGGAAAUCCGCAGGAGAUGAUAAAACCGGUAGCUUUCUUGUGGUAUAUGGAAAGAAAUAAGUGUAUUUAUUAGACCUUUCACUGUAUGCUUCAGAUAUCCUAUCUGAGAUAUCUCAUCUGAUAAUUAAAUUCUGCACUAAGAAUAUAAAUAUUGAUCUAUUAGUAGCUUUGUUUAACGAUAUUAAUUUAUAUUCCGAUUUAGAGAAAUAGUGCAAUACAUUCACUACCUUGACUUUUGUUUUUUAAAUAUGUCAUACAAAGUGCGAUUAACCUGGUGAUUUUUCUGUAUUCUGCCAUUUUUUACAACGAGAGGUGUUCAAAUUUAAUAUUCCAAAUUAGUACUGCAGGUGUCAAGAAGAGUUAUGCCAUACCAAACCAAGUUCUUAAAGUGUCAGUAAGUGUACUUUUUACAUUAAGAUGAUGGACUCAAACUCACUUUCACCCCAUUUAAUAUUAAUUCGAGUUUAAUUUUUUCUUUAUCACAACAAUAUAUGUAAGCUGAUUUGUCUAUGUGAAGUUUUAAUGAAUACAAACACAUAAACAAUUU